UUGCCCCACACCCUCUUGCAUUCAAGCUACAAAGCAGUUGUGCUCAGCAUCACACGGUUUUCUUACGUGACACGACAGCCGAACAAACUGCGUCUGAAAAGUUUGUAGGUGUUACGGUGUUAUAUCUUUAAAUAAAAAAUGGCAGUCAACAAGUUCAUCAAGUAUUCUCUGUUCCUGUUCAAUUUUCUAUUUUGGAUAAGUGGCUGUAUCUUACUUGGAGUCGGAAUAUGGCUCCGUGUGACCAAGGAUUCUAACAAGCUUACCGAGCAGGCUGUUCCUGGGAUAGAUCUACUGAUUGCUGUUGGGGUCAUCGUCAUGAUGCUUGGGUUCCUGGGAUGUUGUGGUGCAGUUCAAGAGAGCAGAUGCAUGCUUCUGCUAUUUUUCAUUGGACUGCUCCUCAUAUUUAUCCUCCUGUUGGCAGCUGGAAUCCUUGGAGCUGUAGGUGAAGACAAAGUUAAAGAUUGGAUCAAAGAAAAUUUGGAAAAAAUGCUUCCAUUGUCAAGUCAACCACAAGAUGUGCAAUCAGAUCUUCAGCUCCUAGAAGAAAAGAGCAAAUGCUGUGGAUUGAUCAAUGGUCCGAACGACUGGGGUAGUAGUAUUCCCGCCUCGUGCAACUGCACCGACACCUCAGCACCAUGUGUGAAAACGGAGACCAGACUGGUGUACCAAACGCCUUGUGUCACAGUUGUGGGUGACAUCAUGAAGAAACAAAUGACUGUUGUGAUUGGCAUAGCCUUUGCGAUAGCAGUCGUCAUGAUCUUUGGCAUGGCCUUCUCGAUGAUCCUUUUCUGUCAAAUUGGCAGGAAAGAGGCGAGCACAACUUGAAAAUGUGGAAAACGUUGUCAUCUGAAGAUAGUUUUAAUGGAAGUGGGAUUCGAUUAUAUUCCCUGUUAUACUUUUUUCAAUUCCAUUGAAUUACUCGUUUUUGAUUUUAAAUGGUUUGUAAUCUUGUAUGUGAAUUUUCAUUCUUGCUUUUCUGUAGCACCACACAUAUACAGUUUGUUUGUAUUUCAGGUAUUUUGUGAUUUGGAAUUAUUGUUUUUGGUCCUAACGAUUAAUAAAGGAAUAACAAAAGAGGUUGUGAUGAGAGAGAAAUUAUGUUUUAGGAAGCAUUAAGCAAAUGCAUUUUUCAUAGAUUUUUUCCAUUUGAUUGUUUUUAAGUGAUUCUGUCAGAGCCAGGUUAUUUAGAAUAUCAGGAAACCUGAUUUCGCUCUUAAGCUGGUACAGAUCGAUAUUGGCUGGGCUGCUGUGCAAAAUAAGUUGCAGACUGUUUGUCUUUUUUUUUUUUACAUUUGCCAAUAGUUAUAUUCAGCCUAAAGGAAUAUUCUGCAUAGAGAAAUGGCUCGAUUUGAAAUGCUAUUUAGACCGUUAAUUGAAUGUGGGAAGGGAAAUGUGAAAGUGCUGUAUUUGUCUAUAUGACAGCUAUUCUCGUUCACCGUCAUAAACUGCUUUUGAAAUAAAUUCCCUGCUGCAAGCUUACAUACAGGAUGUGGGGAAAACAGUACCAACAAUGCCAAACAGCGCACAAGUGUUCCUCUACUGAAAUUGUUACCCAAGGGGGCCCUGUCAUGAAUAAAGCCUAUGAAAUUCUUUAUUUUUAAAA
This is a messenger RNA of Lepisosteus oculatus (spotted gar), 1603 nucleotides long. Its product is annotated as tetraspanin-8. NCBI's taxonomy places the organism in Eukaryota, Metazoa, Chordata, Actinopteri, Semionotiformes, Lepisosteidae. The record is from RefSeq and is a predicted model, not a curated record. Gene Ontology annotation, cellular component: plasma membrane.